This is a messenger RNA of Schizophyllum commune H4-8, 1690 nucleotides long. RefSeq lists its product as uncharacterized. Gene Ontology annotation, biological process: regulation of DNA-templated transcription. The record is from RefSeq and is a predicted model, not a curated record. Gene Ontology annotation, molecular function: zinc ion binding; DNA-binding transcription factor activity, RNA polymerase II-specific. The coding region runs from base 34 to 1494 and encodes 486 amino acids. Gene Ontology annotation, cellular component: nucleus. Lineage: Eukaryota; Fungi; Basidiomycota; Agaricomycetes; Agaricales; Schizophyllaceae. The transcript has 9 exons.
GUCAAGAAGUGCGUCUAUCCCACUUCUCCCACCAUGUCGACUAUCGAAGGCGCUCAGCAGCAGGAGUCCAAGAAACGUGUCGCGUCGACUGAGACGCCUGCCGAGGGCGACCACAGGAAGAAGCGGCGGAACCGUACGACGCAAUCCUGCCUCAAUUGCCAUACCUCAAAGAGGAUGUGCGACAGGAAGCGUCCGGCGUGCGGGCGCUGUACACAACUCGGGCUGACUGGGCAUUGCGUGUACGAGGUUGACGACCCAGCCCAACGAGCUGAGUCGGACGAGAACGCUCGGCUUUUGAAGCGAGUCGCAGAGCUGGAGGGCGUCAUUCGAGAGUUGAAGAAUAAGCCUCAGCCUCGUCGUCCUCGUACCGAUUCACAGACGAGCGAGUCAUGCAUAGCUCUCGACGGGCCUCCCACACCUGUGACGCCGGAUGGCCUCGAAGGCCGGUCCAUGGAUGGCAGCGAGGCCUCGCGCACGCCGCCCCUAAGCACGUCGCCUUGCACUGUGGGAUCGCCGUCGAUAUCCUCCAUGCCCAGCCCCAUGGACGAGCUCGUCAUAUCCUUCAUCGGCAACGAGACUUUAGGCACUAGGCACCCACCACCGACGUUCUCCUCCGAGGACUUCACAGCCCAGUGGAUAGCUAACGAUCUGUCGACGCUGCUCGGUCCACGCAUCGAGGGCAACAUAUGCGACGAUCCUGGAGUUGUCCCUCCGGUUGAGGAAGGCGGCAGAGGUACUUUCGCGCGUCCACGCCACCACACGACGCUCCUGUCGCCUGACGCAACGCGUCACAGAGUUGGACGCCUUAGCCAACACGUUCCGAAGACAACAUUGGUCAACGCGCAGACACCUCCACAAGUCCUGUACGUCACCAGGCGACGAGCUCUCUCGACGAUAGCAGAACUCAGACUCACGCGCGAGAUGCAAGCAAGGUAUGCGGCCGAAUUUGGGAGCGUCGAGCUAGGGAGGAAAUUCAUGCGAGUGUUAUCCGAGAAGGCCGAUGUCAUUGGGGGCACGCCCCAUCCAGACGAUCCCUCUAUUCGUGAUAUCCCGAUCCUGGGCUGCACGUAUCACAUCCGCCUGUGGACGGGCUGCCUGGAUAACUCGCGAUUGGUGUGCUGGAACUUCAUGAGCAACAAGACCGGUAAACCUCGGCUGCGGCCCACCAAUCUGAAGAUCUACGCCGAUGGUGACAAGAUCUGUCUUGCCUCGAUAGAGGAAGGCUGUUGCUUCGACCUGAAGAAAUCGGAGUGGCCGGAAGGGACCACCGAGACCUUUGCCGCCGAUGACGGUUCCGUCGUCGACUUCGUCGUCGGGCAGACCACCCUCUUGCGACUACAACUACCGUCUCGUCCGUUCGCCGGACCUCCGCGUAUCAAGAAGUAUCGGGAGUACAAAAUACUACCCAUCGAAGACAACGAGGACGAUAGCGGGGAGGACGAAGAGGAGGAGAAUGGCGAGGGACCGAACGACGACGAGGAAGAGGAGGAAUGAACACCAGUGCUGUUCCAUGCUGCGCAUGCCAGCGAUCUAUUCAAGAAGUCCUGUCAAUAUAUUUAUCAGCUAUCGAGCUCGCUUUCAAGUGUAUACGCCGCAAACGGAUGUAGAUGGGUACCUGGCUGUACCCUACGGAACUCUGUCGCACUACAACAUCGCUGAAUCAUCAAUCCUAGCAAUUAUUGGGCCCCUU